Molecule: messenger RNA, 1833 nt
Organism: Pyrenophora tritici-repentis Pt-1C-BFP
Lineage: Eukaryota; Fungi; Ascomycota; Dothideomycetes; Pleosporales; Pleosporaceae
Product: Patatin
Biological process (GO): arachidonate metabolic process
Cellular component (GO): membrane
Source: RefSeq, a predicted model, not a curated record
AUGACCAUCCGAAGCAGCGUUGUAGGGGUCGUGAUUGGGCGGUCAUGGUCAGACAACCUCAGCCGACGAAGAAUCAGACUCACCGACUCUUCAAGUGUGCUUUUAAUCACAUAUACGCAUCCAACACUCGCUCGCACACGCAUCGCAAAGGCAGCACCCAACCUUGGCCCUGCGAAUACCCUGCUCUCCCACAACCAGCGCGCAAACUACCUCGGAUAUGGCGUUAAACGGAGUGCGCCGGAAAGACACAACAAAGGGUCCGCCGUUGCGCAUUCUUUCAUUAGGUACGUCGGCGACAUCACGGCUUCGAUACGACAGGUGCUAACGCGCGUGACAGAUGGCGGAGGCGUGCGGGGAUAUUCCAUGCUCAUCAUUCUACAAGAAUUGAUGCACCGAACUUUUGUCGAGACAGAAGGCCGAGCCCCAAAACGAAACGAAGUACCAAAACCAUGCGAACAUUUCGACCUCAUAGUAGGCACUGGCACUGGCGGUCUGAUCGCCAUAAUGCUGGGCCGCCUAAGGAUGGACGUCGAAACGUGCAAAGACGUCUACGUCCGCAUGACAAGAAGAGUGUUUGAGACAGACAAGACAUUUGCUGGCAUACCAUAUCGGUCAACACUGUUCAAGGCUUCGAAACUGGAGGAGGCUAUCAUGCAAUGUGUACGGGAACACACCAUCUACGAUGACGAGGGUAACGACAAUCACGAUGGACGUGACGCACCACCCAUGACCCCCGGAAGUGCCAUAUCUGGCCGUAUGCAAAGGAGCGCUAGUAAUGCCAGCAACUACAGCCAGAUUGGUAUGACGCCCGUGAGCAUGCGGAUAGCUGCCAUGAAAUGGGGGAACCCCCAUGCUCUGCUCUACGACAACCGUGAGGAGCGCACCAAAACUGCCGUAACAGCCGUCUACAAAGGCACGAGAAAGUCUGGCGGUGGCCAGAUCCUCCUACGCUCUUACGACUCACGCAAAGAGCCCCCCAUCGAACCCAACGCGACAAUAUGGCAAGCCGGCCGAGCUACUUCCGCAACUGCGUUGGCUUUUAAGCCCAUCCAGAUUGGCCAGUCCGUUUUUCUUGAUGAAGGCUCUGGAAAGUACAACCCAGCCCCAAUGGCUCUUGACGAAGCCGUCUGUAAUGAAUGGCCCGGGCGUGACGUUGGUGUUUUCGUAAGCAUCGGUACCGGAAAACGACCAGAGGGCACAAAUGCUCAACAGCACUUGUGGUGGGAGAGCUUCAUUGCAGGUGGCAUGGGCGAUUUUGCCGAGGCGAGGAGGAAACUCAUCCUAAAGAUCGAAGACUGCGAAAGAACACACAAGGAGAUGAAGGAUCACCUCGCGAAACGGCAUGUGAAUCCGGAAAACUACUACCGCCUGAAUGUAAAUGUUGGUGUUGGUGAAUUCGGAAUGAACGAGUGGAACGCCUUGGCAGAAAUCAGCACCAACACCCGCAUGUAUUUGGCAGAGAAGACUGUACAGGGCAUGACCCUGGACGCUGCAGCAAAAAUAGCGAGGAUACACUUCGCCAAAGUGCGAUGGGAGCGCGCUGCGAAGGGAGAGUCACCAUACUCAGCCGGUGCUCAGGCGCCAAACAAGCCUCUUCCAGGCGUUCCCGAUCCAGCGCCCAUGGCAGUGGAACUACCCGCCGAAGAACUUGCACCAGAGUAUUACACAAACAUACAUCCCGCCUUCCGGCCCCCGCCAGACGACCGCCGACCGUCCGAUAGCGACAAGUACCUAGGUAUGGAAGUUGUAUAUAUUUGCUUCGGCAAGGAUUUUUGCGUUCGAAGAGGUGGCUGGAUGUCGUUGAUGAACCUCACUUUUUCUUAUGAAGAUUGA